CUCAUCAAAUCCUUGAAGAGAGCAGAGGGGGAAAAAUACAUAAAUAAUACCAUGGUGAGAUCGGUACGUGUUGUGGAUCGACCCAUGGAUACACGUUCUCAGGAAUCGCCUGCUAUAGGAUUCAGAAACAGCGAAGAAACGCACGGCUUUAAUCUACUUUUGAUUUCUUUUAAGCACUAAAGCGCGACCGACCGAGGCUCAAUCGGGGCCAAGCAGAUACGUUUUCUUUUUCAUUUUUAAAGAGGCCACGCAAGAUGGCAGAUGACAGAAAUCAGUAGCGAGAACGGAUCCGUUUCCACUUUAAAAUAUGAAUGGCAGUUGGUAUAUUUUUGGACCUGUGUCGGAAAUAGGACAUUAAAGGCAUUUUUUUUUCAUCGCCUUUUUUUCGGACAUGGAGACAGGUCCCGCGCGAUAGGGAAAUGAGACGAAGUGUUCUAAAUGUAGCGUUUAAGGAUACAUUCUGAAAAGCAGACCGUUUCAUUCUGCGCUACAUUGUUUCCUUCGCUAACGCCUUUUUGGAACGCUUUGAAGAGAUCAAAGUGAAGGCGCUUGGCAGUCCAGUGUUCUCUCCAGAGUUGGGAGUAUAUUGACUGGUUACAUACCAGUGUAUGUUUUCUGUAUGUUCCUUUGUUAUCAUGAGGGGGAAGUGUAGUGUGCCCGUAGUCUACACAUAUGUUUAAGAAUAUUCAGGUUUAUAUCGUUAUUUUGUAUAAAAUUAAAAUAUAUAGCUACUGUUUUUGCCAACGUAAAUGUAAAACACGCAUAUUUUAAGCGUAAUGCACGUAUGAGCUAUAUUGAAUGCUCACAGACGUGGUACGUUCAGAACGAUUAUAAUCCUCUUUGGGAAUAAAAUCCGUGUCAUUGUGGUGCUAUUUCAAAAGACGCUCGCACUGAAUAACUAUAACAUUGUCAUACAUUAAAAAUAAAAUAACAAAAAUCUUCUGGUGAGAAUAAUAAUUUACUUUCACAAGGUUUUGCCAGUUUAUUGCUCGAGGCUGUUCUCGAAAAAGGGCCUAUCAGCGUGUCGUUAUCUAGUAAACCAGGAGCUGUCAGGCAGGUCGAGCAGAUGUGUCAGUAGUCUGGCAUAUUCAUAGUCGUCAUAGAUAAAUAUUGGGCACAGGGUUCAUCGCUACACAUACUGAAUAUAAACUAGAGGGUUGUAUCUAAAGUCACACGACAGAAAAGUCCACUUUCGUGCUUUGACAGGAACACAACUUUCUCCAGACGCCUACAGUUGCCACGAACAUGAAGAAGUGGGUGGUGUAAUGAUGUUGCCUUGAGCAAAAAAGUGUGUGCUGUAUGAAAGUAUACUCUCUUGGCUCUCAUUGGCGCAACAAUAAGGUUUCUUAGAACUUCUGAUAAAAGAAGGCCCUUUUGGUUGACACUUCACCCACCACAGUUUCACAGAGAUUGACAGAGGAACAGUCUUGACUUAAAAGAACUUCUAAGAAGAACACCUCGAGAGGGGUUUAAGGCCGGUUUGUGUCUUGACUUUAAAGAUUUAGGCAAGUUGUGAACUCAAAACCCUCAAAGAUGGCAGAGAAUUGGAAAAACUGUCUUGAGGAAGAGCUUGUAUGCCCUAUUUGUUUGAAUGUCUUCUCGGAGCCAGUUCAGCUCCCUUGCAAACACAACUUUUGCCGAAUGUGUAUAAAUGAGGCCUGGUCGAAAGAUACAGGGAUAGUUCGCUGUCCAGAGUGCAACCAUGCCUACACUCAAAAACCAACUCUGGAGAAGAACCACAAACUGUCCAACAUUGUGGAAAAGUUCAACGCGUUGAACGUUGAGAAGACACCAGCAGUCUUGCACUGCAUCCUGUGUCGCCGUGGUCCUCCACUUCAAGCUCAGAAGGUUUGCCUUAGGUGUAAUGCACCCUGCUGCCAUUCUCACGUUCAGACCCAUCUCCAACAACCUUCUUCCAAUGCUGGACACUUAUUGGUGGACGCCGAGGACGUUCGGGCCUGGAGUUGUCCACAGCAUGAUGAGUACAGACUGUAUCAUUGUGAAACUGAGCAUGUGGCCGUGUGCCAGUACUGCUGCUUCUCCAGAUGUGCUACCAACCAUGGUCACGCUGUGUGCGAUAUAGAAGUCCGACGUAACGAUAUCAGGCAAAUGCUGAUUAAACAGCAGGACCGGAUUGAGGACCGGGUACAAGACAUAGAGGAGCAACUCUACAAACUGGAAUCUGACAAAUGUCUCUUGGAAGACAAAGUGCAACACCUGAAGGAGGAGGUGCAGCUGCAGUAUCAGAAGAUGCAGCAGCUCUUAGAGGAAGAUCUGGGGAGGACCCUGGAGGUUCUGGAUAAGGCCCAUUCUAAGUUCUGCCAGGAUAACUCAGCACAGGCCCUCCAGCUUCAUCAGAAACAGCAAGAGGCCAAGAAGCUGCUCAGCUCCAUCCAGAUGAUUUUUGAUAAGGCAGAGGACAUCGGUUUUAUGAAGAAUACAAAGUCUGUGAAAAUACUAAUGGACAGGUCUCAGUCUUAUGUGGGUAGCACAUUGUCACCGUACAAAGUGGGCAGCCUCAACUCCAAACUCUUCCUGUCGGAAAUCUCUAAAAGAGAGAAAAACCUCUGCAAGAUUCUAGAAGCUCCAUUCAGUGCUCCUGCAAACUUUUUCCAGAGUAUCCCAGCAUACCUGUGCGAGAAGCGCAGGCAUUCUGUGGCGUUCCCUGAAGGUAGCGGAAGCAGCCGAGCAGGGGCUAGCUUCAUGGACUCUUCAUCAGGCCCUGUGGCUGCUAAGCAACCUUGCCUGAGUCUCACUCAGGGCUCUGCCCCGGUUGAGGGCCAGUCCUCCCAGCAAGCUCUGGGGCCAUGCAGCUCUGCCCAGCACGUAGGAAGCAGCAGCUCAGCAUCUGGCUCUCAACCCUUACCACACUCCACCUCUGUGUUCCCUCACUCCCAUUACCCAAACAGCAGUGCCUCUCAGCUGUCCCAGUACGGAGCACGGAAGAUCCUGAUGUGCACCGUUGAUAACUGUUACUGCUCAGGGGUGCCCUCCGUGUCCAACCACCGUGGACAUCCACCCUACCCUCGCUCCAGUUCCUUCCCCUGGCCAGUGAGCUCGCAGGAGUACUCGCAUGCCCCUUUGCCCUCCACCCCUGCCAUGUCCCAGCCUCUCCAGAGCCUGUCCAUGCGCGACUGGAUCGAUGCCUCGCAGUCGCACAGGCACUCUGACUUCUACAGCCUGUACGGCCAGUCUUCCACCAAGCAUUAUGUCACCAGUUAACCUCUGCUCCAGUGGCUGCUGCCAGUCACCAAGAUGGGGCUUAUUUUUCCGCUGAGAGAUAUCUUAAAGGAAUCGUUCACACAAAAGUGAAAAGCCAUAAUUUUCCUACUCGUAUCACUCCAAACACUUAUGGCUUUCUUUCUUCAGUGGAACACAAAGAGAACAUUUGAAAAAUCUUCACAUGGCUUUUAGCUAUACAAUAAAAGUGAAUAGUGACUCUCAUAGUAAAAUAGGUCUACAGAAGUUCACUCUGUACAUGUGUUUUAAGCAACAUUAGAUUGAGUAAAUAAUGACAGAAUUUUCAUUUUUGGGUGAUCCAUUCCUUUAGAGUUGCAUGAGGGGCAUUUUGUACACAGAUCUUAUCAAUCGUUUAGAAUGAACUGCUGAAGUCUGAAAGCAGUAAAAGUUAAUAUCACAGUCAAGCAUAGCUUUGCACAUUAUUUAGGCACUAAUCAGUGUUGUGAUUAUGUACCAUGAAUGCAAGUUGCUCUUCUUAAAAAUAACACUCACUAUUUGCAAGAUUCAGAAAAAUGGAGGAUGCUGUCAUUUGUUGAAUCAUCAGAAAUGUUGCACUUUCUUUGCAAAAAGUCAGAUUUUCGCAAUUACUCUUGACUCAUUCGGUGAAACAAUGAAAGUCAGCAGUAAAACGAUUAACUCAGCUCUUAAUGAAACAUAUAGUCACUUAGGGCAAUUUACUUUUGAGAGAAUUGUAGCCCACAAAGUUUUAUUAACAUCACAUGGUUAUCAUUAAUUAGAACACCCAUGUGCAACAUGGGCGAAAUCUCUGUAUAGUUUCCCCAACCUUCCAUAUUUCAGUGUUCUUUUGUUUAAAUUGGAGUCUGUGGUAUUUUAAUUCAUCACAAAUGGCACAAACACAUGUUAGCUGAGAUGUUUAAGGUUUUAACAGACAUGGUAGGAAAAUCAAACAGCACAGCAUUGUCAUUGUUGCUAUUGUUUGUUUUGCUUGAACUUCCCUACUGAUCAUGUUCAUGGUCCUCUGGUGCUUCAUAGGCUUCCAAAGUAACAGGCCUUGACCAGUUCGUGAAUGCAUCCCCAACCACAACAUUAAGUCUCGUCCCCAUCCAGAUGGUGCUGUCUCUCUCUCACGCCCUUCAAAGCCACAGAAAUGCUCCCCUUUACAUCCUGUAUGUUUAACGCAGGAUGUAUUGGUUUUGCAUUCUUUUGCUUAUCCAUGGCCUCUCAUUAUAUCUGACUCAACAGUGGCUUUAGCGUUAACGUGUCAUUCGAAGACAGAAUGGCCUGUUUUCAGAGGGUCACCAUGCACUUGAUGCCUCUGCAUUUGCUGUUAAUGCUGUAAUUGUUCUUCCUUGUGUUACAUGCCACUUCCGGCUCUAAGCAACAGAGCCUUUGGGUUCCUGUUUGUUCCUGAGUGCAUGUGGAAAAGAGUUUAUGAGCACUCGUAGAAAAAUAAUAAAACUGCUAGCAGUUAUAAAAUGACUUUUGAAACAGGGAAUGGAUUUUUUUGUUUUUAGAUCAAGUUAUGUAAAAGAAACUUUGACCAAUGAGCUUUACGAAACUAACUAAAAGACUGGGGGUAAAAUGGAGGGAAGAUUUUCUGUUGUAAAUAUUUUGUGAAAUGACAAAUAAAGACUUGUAAUUUGGAAAGGACCUUGUUCAAAAUAAAUGCUAAUUUCAA
Xyrauchen texanus (razorback sucker) is the source of this 4879-nucleotide messenger RNA. RefSeq names its product tripartite motif containing 8b (gene trim8b). Lineage: Eukaryota; Metazoa; Chordata; Actinopteri; Cypriniformes; Catostomidae. Bases 1534 to 3222 code for a protein of 562 amino acids. The record is from RefSeq and is a predicted model, not a curated record. The transcript has 6 exons.